AACGUAUCUUCUCUACUCUCCAUUUUUGCAAUGGCUUUCAUACUUAGCACCAUAGCCACCAACAUCACUACAGAUCAGUCCUCUCUUCUCUCUUUGAAAUCCUACACCAGCUUAAGUCCCAACCAUACAUUGGCAAACAACUGGUCAAUCAGUACUUCUAUUUGCGACUGGAUUGGAGUUGUUUGCGGAUCCAAACACCAUAGAGUGGUCGCAUUAGACAUAUCAAAUAUGGGUAUUGUGGGUACCCUUCCACCACAAUUAGGCAACCUCUCAUUUCUUGUUUCUCUUAACAUAAGCCACAACAAUUUCUAUGGAAAUUUGCCUAGAGAGUUAGCCAGCCUACGCCGACUACAAUACAUAGAUUUUGGUUAUAAUAAUUUUAGUGGAAAAAUUCCAGAAGAGAUUGGCAAUCUUGAGAAUGCAAAAUGGCUGAUAUUGGAAGUUAACCAACUCGUUGGUCCUAUCCCCUUCACCAUCUUCAACAUUUCCACGUUACAAAAUUUGGUCCUCAACAAUAAUAGCUUAUCUAUCUCUCUUCCAAUUAAGCUAUGUCAACAUGCUACAAGACUCAAAGUGCUUCGCCUGUCUUUUAACCAGUUAAAUGGUGAUAUUCCAAAGAAUUUAACAGGUUGCUCAGAACUUGAAGAAUUACAGUUAGGUUACAACAAUUUUGUUGGGACAAUUCCAGGAGAGAUUGGGAGGUUGAAUAUGCUUCAGGUUCUAAGCCUCUUUAGCAAUAACUUAGAAGGAGCAAUACCCGAAACAAUAUUUAACAUUUCUGCACUAGUUAUUAUAAGCAUGGGAAACAACAAUUUCUCUGGUACUCUUCCACCAAACAUGUGUUCACAUCUUCAGAAGCUUGAAGAACUUUACUUGCAUAAGAAUAAGCUAUAUGGAAAUAUUCCAAGGAGCAUAGGUGAAUGCUCUUCACUUAAAUACCUUUAUAUGUCGGACAACGAACUAAAUGGGUCAUUGCCAAGACAGAUUGGAAAUUUGACAAUGCUAAAGAAGCUUUAUCUUGGUGGCAAUUCCUUGUCAGGUAAAAUACCAAGAGAGUUGAACAAUCUUGAUAUACUAGAGAUCCUUGGGUUAGGAAGGAAUGGAUUAAGUGGUUCCAUUCCGUGGGAAAUCUUCAAUAUUUCAACACUCACAGCACUAUCAUUCGCAUUCAAUAACCUUUCAGGUAUUCUUCCAACAUCAUUAGGCCAUUGGCUUCCUAAUUUAGAAUACUUAUACCUUGAAGCAAACUAUAUUGGAGGAGUUAUACCUGCCCAAAUCUCAAAUGCUUCCAACCUUGUUCGUCUUGAUCUUGACGAUAACCAAUUCGCAGGCUUCAUUCCAAAUUCCCUUGGAAACUUAGCACAACUCGAAACUCUAAUGAUUGCUGAUAACAACCUAACAAUUGAUCUUCAAUUCAGCCUUAUAACUUCAUUGGCAAAUUGUAGAUACCUCCAAACAUUGGUGUUGUCAUCAAACCCUUUAAACACUGUGAUCCCAAAUGCAAUUGGCAACCUCUCCACCAAUCUCCAAAUUUUUGACUUGGACAAUUGUAACAUCAGGGGACAAAUUCCCCAAGAGAUUGGCAAUUUAAGUAGCUUAUACAAGUUGAUUUUAUCGUCCAAUGAAAUUAUAGGAUUUUUGCCUAUAACUCUUCAGGCUCUUCAGAAUCUUCAGUUGUUCCACAUAUCAGAGAAUAGAUUAAUGGGAUCAUUUCCAGAUGUGGUCUGUGAACUACAGAACUUGUUUCGAAUAGAUCUAGUAAAAAAUAAAUUUUCAGGUCCAAUAUCAGAUUGUUUAAUUAACGUUUCUUCCCUGAGAAAGAUCGAUUUGUCAGAAAAUGAAUUCACUUUCUUCCCUCCUAGCCUAUGGAGCCUUCCAAAUCUUUUUAUGCUUGGAUUGUCAUCAAAUAACUUGAGCGGUUCUCUACCUCAAGAAAUCGGGAAUGCAAAGACGGCAAUACUUAUUUAUCUCUCAUAUAACAAACUAUCUGGAGAACUUCCAACUAGUAUUGGAGGUUUGACAGAGUUGAUGGAUUUUUCUGUGGCUCACAACACAAUGCAGGGUUUUAUUCCUGACACAUUUGGCAAACUCCUGGAUUUGCAUUCCUUGGAUCUUUCUGAUAAUAAUUUAUCUGGAAUGAUUCCCAAAUCAUUAGAGGGGCUUGUAAACAUGAACUAUUUCAAUGUUUCAUACAACAGAUUGACGGGUAAAAUUCCAAGUGGAGGCCCUUUUGCCAACUUCAGUUAUGAAUCAUUCAUGUCAAAUGAUGGUCUAUGUGGUAAUCCUCGGAUGCAUGUUCCACCUUGUCCAGCCAAUACUCUGCGCCCAUCAAAGAAGAACAGAGUGGUUAUGUUUAUACUUGUCUCAUUGGCAAUUCUUGUAGUGCUCAUUGCCUCUGUUGCUGUAAUUUUUAUUUUCAAGAGGCAUAGGAGGGAGGUUCCCAGUGAACCUAGCUUGCUGUUGGCAUUGACACCGGCGAGAUUUUCAUACUAUGAACUCCAACGGGCAACCAAUGGAUUUGAUGAAGGCAACUUGCUAGGUAGUGGAAGCUUUGGAUUUGUUUAUAACGGGAUUUUAACAAAUGGGAUGCAUGUAGCUGUCAAGGUUUUUCGUUUGAUACACGAAGAUGCAAGUAGGAGUUUUGAGACUGAAUGUGAAGUUUUACGCAACAUUCGUCACAGAAACCUCACAAAGGUUCUUGGCUGUUGUUCCAACUUGGAUUUUAAAGCAUUGGUGCUAGAGUACAUGCCUAAUGGGAGUCUACACAAGUGCUUAUAUUCUCACAAUUAUUUCUUAGAUAUGAUGCAAAGAGUGAGUAUAAUGAUAGAUGUGACAUCUGCAUUGGAAUAUCUCCACAAUGGUUAUUCAGAGCCUGUUAUCCAUUGUGACUUGAAACCCAACAAUGUCUUAAUGGAUACUGAAAUGGUUGGUCAUUUGAGUGACUUUGGUGCCUCAAAGCUCUUAGAAGAUGGAAACUCCACAGCCUUUACAAAUUCCCUCACAACAAUUGGUUAUAUUGCCCCAGAGUAUGGACAGGAAGGUCUUGUGUCCACCCGCAGUGAUAUGUACAGUUAUGGUAUCAUGUUGCUUGAAGUUUUUACCAGAAAACAACCCGGAGAUGAAAUGUUCAAUGAAGAUUUAAGUUUGAGGAGUUGGGUGCACAAUGCAGUUCCUACCAAAAUAAGUGAGAUUAUAGACCCCAACUUAGUUGGACCAAAUGAAGCCAAAUAUGAUGAAAAAUUGCAGUGUGUGUUGGCUAUCUUAGAGCUGGGCAUGAAUUGUUCAGCAGAAUCUCCUCGAGAGAGGAUGACCAUCAAAGAUGCCUUACUAGCACUGGAAAAGAUCAAAGUCCAACUUCUUUCUUUGUAUGCCAAAACUUAAAGGAGUAUGGAUUGUAUCUUACUUGAAAAUGGAGGCUAAAUGCGACAUCCAGUUGCUAUUGUAUCUUACUGUAUUUGGCUCCUUAUGAGCUUUCAAGUUUUUUGUUUCACCAAAAAUGAUACUUGCAUGCAGCUGGGCUUUCAAGUU
Molecule: messenger RNA, 3528 nt
Organism: Ipomoea triloba (trilobed morning glory)
Lineage: Eukaryota; Viridiplantae; Streptophyta; Magnoliopsida; Solanales; Convolvulaceae
Product: probable LRR receptor-like serine/threonine-protein kinase At3g47570
Exons: 4
Coding region: 31-3381 (1116 amino acids)
Biological process (GO): protein phosphorylation
Molecular function (GO): ATP binding; protein kinase activity; receptor serine/threonine kinase binding
Source: RefSeq, a predicted model, not a curated record